This is a messenger RNA of Naegleria fowleri, 738 nucleotides long. RefSeq lists its product as uncharacterized. The transcript is spliced from 6 exons. Gene Ontology annotation, cellular component: plasma membrane. The record is from RefSeq and is a predicted model, not a curated record. Gene Ontology annotation, biological process: transmembrane transport. Lineage: Eukaryota; Heterolobosea; Eutetramitea; Acrasida; Naegleriidae. The coding region runs from base 1 to 738 and encodes 245 amino acids. Gene Ontology annotation, molecular function: water channel activity.
AUGUCCAUCAAUAAUUCAACUGGGUCUGUGCUUAGAAACCAUCCCGAUAUUGUGGUAAACUGGCGAGGUUUGCUCGGAGAGUUGUGUGGAACUUCAUUGUAUACUUUCAUGGGAUGUACAGCUGCUAGUUUUUCAACUGGAGACGUAUUUCAGACCUCUCUAUGCCAAGCUUUCACUCAAGUGGCUUGUUUUCAUAUAUUCGCACCAAUAAGCGGAGCACAUUUCAAUCCAAUCAUAACACUAGCAACUCUCAUCACUAGAAAUAUUGGAAUUUUAACAGGUAUACUGUAUAUUGUGAUGCAAAUUAUAGGAGGAGUAAUUGGAGCUGCAUUUUGUUUAUUGGUCACAAAAUCGAUACAACCUGCUAUUUUACAACCUCCACAAGAUUUAGGAGAUGCAUUUCGAGCAUUUGCCUUGGAAAUUAUUCUUGGAUUUUUUAUUGUUAUGACCAUGUUUGGAUCAUUUAUCAAGUCACAACACUUGAGCCAAGAAACUGGACUGGAACCAAUAUCUUCUGUAGUGGCAACUGUUCCUGUUGCAUUAGCUAUAGGAGGAGGUGCCCUUGUGAAUGGAAGUAUGAAUCCUGUUCGAACUCUCGGCUCACAAAUAAUAGGAUGGACUUGGUAUCCAAAUUGUUGGAUUUAUUUCACUGCACCAUUUAUUGGUGGAGCACUAGGAGGACUUUUCUAUGAAUUUAUUGUGACAAAACCAAGAAGAAAUUACAUUUCCCUUAAAUAA